Daucus carota subsp. sativus is the source of this 1101-nucleotide messenger RNA. RefSeq names its product S-formylglutathione hydrolase. Gene Ontology annotation, molecular function: S-formylglutathione hydrolase activity. NCBI's taxonomy places the organism in Eukaryota, Viridiplantae, Streptophyta, Magnoliopsida, Apiales, Apiaceae. The transcript has 7 exons. Gene Ontology annotation, cellular component: cytosol. The record is from RefSeq and is a predicted model, not a curated record. Gene Ontology annotation, biological process: formaldehyde catabolic process. The coding region runs from base 70 to 939 and encodes 289 amino acids.
AAGAACACUUAUCUGGCUGUCUUCACUCACUCAGUCACUGAUUCACAAAACAAGCCACAGAGAAAAAGAAUGGAGGACACAAAACCCAAAGAAAUAAGCAGCACAAAAAUGUUUGAUGGAUACAACAAGAGAUACAAACACUACAGUCCUACUCUUGGCUGCUCCAUGACUUUUUACAUUUACUUCCCUCCUACUCCUAAAUCUUCCCAGAAAUUCCCUGUACUUUACUGGCUCUCUGGUCUCACGUGUACUGAUGAAAACUUUAUCAUCAAGUCUGGUGCUCAGCGCACUGCGGCCAGUGAGGGCAUUGCUUUGGUUGCACCAGAUACAUCUCCAAGAGGCUUAAAUGUGGAUGGAGAGGCAGACAGCUGGGAUUUUGGUGUAGGUGCUGGGUUCUAUCUAAAUGCUAAACAAGAGAAGUGGAAGAACUGGAGAAUGUAUGAUUAUGUUACCAAGGAAUUGCCGAGCCUUCUGAGUGAAAACUUUGUGCAGCUUGAUACAGCACGGGCAUCUAUAUUUGGUCAUUCAAUGGGUGGGCAUGGUGCUCUGACAGUGUACCUGAAAAACCUGGACAAGUAUAAGUCGGUCUCUGCAUUUGCACCUAUAGUCAAUCCAAUUAACUGCCCAUGGGGUCAGAAAGCUUUCACAAACUAUCUGGGUGAUAAUAAAACUGAUUGGGAGGAAUAUGAUGCUACUUGCUUGAUCUCAAAGUACAAAGAUGUGUCAGCGACCAUUCUAAUUGAUCAGGGAGAAGAUGACAGUUUUCUGCAUAAUCAGUUACUCCCACACAAGUUUGAGGAGGCAUGCAGAUCGGCCAAUGUUCCUCUGCUGUUAAGGAUGCAUGCUGGCUACGAUCACUCUUUCUUUUUCAUUGCCAGCUUCAUUGAUGACCACAUCCACCAUCAUGCUCAGGCUCUGAAGCUUGCUGUGAAACUUUGAGACUUGUACCUGUUGGUUCUCUUGUUUGUCAUGAAUUCAAUGGAAACUGUUUUGCUGGAUGGACGAAUUAAGUAUGUGUGAACUCUGUAAUAUGUGUUGCUUAAGCAUUGAUCAGUGAUCACCCUUAUAAAUAAAGGCAUGCUGCCAUUUUAAUCUUGUGAA